UCACCCCCUCUCCUCCACCUCCACACACGGGGAGGAAAAAACAGUAGCGAUAUCCAAGGCAACUCAUCGCAACACACCACCACUGCACGGACAAAUGCAAACACCAACCAUGCCGACGCCCAUGGCCACGCGGCCGACGUCGACAAUGGCGCCGAAGCUGCCCGCGCCGUCGACGCCGCGGCAAUGCUACCUCCUGCCAGGCCGCCGGGCGGGGCUGGCGCGCGGCGCCCCCUCGGCGUCGUCGAAGAAGCGGAACCCGUGGCUCGACCCGUUCGACGACGGGCCCGACGAGGAGUUCGACUACACGGGCGUGUACUCGGGCGGGAAGCAGGAGGAGGACCCGCGGCCGCCGGAGGACGCGGAGAACCCCUACGGGUUCCUCCGGUUCCCCAUGGGGUACAUGCCGGAGCUGGACAGCCUGGCCUCCAAGGUGCGCGGCGACGUGCGCCGCGUCUGCUGCGUGGUCUCCGGCGGCGUCUACGAGAACGUGCUCUUCCUCCCCGUGGUGCAGAUGCUCAAGGACCGGUACCCCGGCGUGCUCGUCGACGUGGUGGCGUCGGCGCGCGGGAAGCAGGUCUACGAGAUGUGCAAGAACGUGCGGUACGCCAACGUGUACGACCCCGACGACGAGUGGCCGGAGCCCGCCGAGUACACCCACCAGCUCGGCGUCAUGAAAAAUAGGUACUACGACAUGGUCCUGUCGACCAAGCUGGCAGGGACGGGGCACGCGCUGUUCCUCUUCAUGUCGUCGGCGCGGGAGAAGGUGGGCUACGUCUACCCCAACGUCAACGGCGCCGGCGCGGGACUGUUCCUCACCGAGAUGUUCAAGCCGGCGACCACCAACCUCGCCGACGGUGGCUACAACAUGUACCAGGACAUGCUGGAGUGGCUGGGCCGGCCGGCCAAGGGCGUGCCGCAGCAGCCGACGCCGCCGCUCAGGGUGUCCAUCUCCAAGAAGCUGAGGGCGGUGGUGGAGGACAAGUACAACCGCGCGGGCGUGGAGAAGGGCAAGUACGUCGUCAUCCACGGCAUAGAAUCGGACUCCGUCGCCAACAUGAAGUCCAGGGGAGACGACGACUGCCUCCUCCCCCUCGAACUGUGGGCAGAGAUCGCCAAGGAGAUCAGCUCUGGAGGCAAUGGGCUGAGGCCUCUGUUUGUGAUGCCACAUGAGAAGCACAGGGAAGAGAUCGAGGAGAUUGUCGGUGAGGAGACGGCCUACCUGUUCAUCACUACUCCUGGACAGCUCACCUGCCUCAUCAAUGACUCUGCGGGCGUCGUCGCGACCAACACGGCCGCCGUUCAGCUCGCCAACGCCCGUGACAAGCCAUGUGUGGCGCUGUUCUCCUCCAAGGCGAAGGCGAGGCUGUUCCUGCCGUACGCGGAGGAGAGGAAGAGCUGCACCGUUGUCGCGUCGGCGACAGGCAAGCUGGCCGGCAUUGACAUCGAGGCGGUGAAGAAGGCGGUCAAGGACUUGGAGCCCGCUCCUAGCUUCGCAUUGGCACAAACAUAAUAAAAAAGCAUCGUCUUCGUUGUGUUGUACAUAGAUAUGAAAAUCGAGCUCAUCUGACCAACAAAUGUGACCAAGAGUUCGGUUUCUUGUAGUUACUUCAGUUCAGGUUCAGCACACAAAUAUAUAUUGGCGCACCGAGGCGUAUUCCGCGAUCGUAAA
Messenger RNA from Aegilops tauschii subsp. strangulata, 1669 nucleotides. RefSeq names its product photosynthetic NDH subunit of subcomplex B 1, chloroplastic. Gene Ontology annotation, cellular component: chloroplast; NAD(P)H dehydrogenase complex (plastoquinone). Lineage: Eukaryota; Viridiplantae; Streptophyta; Magnoliopsida; Poales; Poaceae. The record is from RefSeq and is a predicted model, not a curated record. Gene Ontology annotation, biological process: photosynthetic electron transport in photosystem I.